Magallana angulata is the source of this 2081-nucleotide messenger RNA. RefSeq names its product neuronal acetylcholine receptor subunit beta-2-like. NCBI's taxonomy places the organism in Eukaryota, Metazoa, Mollusca, Bivalvia, Ostreida, Ostreidae. The record is from RefSeq and is a predicted model, not a curated record. The coding region runs from base 14 to 1246 and encodes 410 amino acids. The transcript has a single exon. Gene Ontology annotation, cellular component: synapse; membrane; neuron projection. Gene Ontology annotation, biological process: nervous system process; signal transduction; regulation of membrane potential. Gene Ontology annotation, molecular function: neurotransmitter receptor activity; extracellular ligand-gated monoatomic ion channel activity; transmembrane signaling receptor activity.
UUGACCAGUUGUAAUGAGAUGUAUUCCUAAACGGGGCAUAAUGCUGUAUGUUGUGGCCUUUCUGGUCCUGUCUCCACCCUUCUCGUUGGCCUUUACCGCGGAUGAAGUGAAGAAUUUGACAAAAUACAUAUUUGACACAAAUGCCUACGACAAAAGCUUAAGACCGGCCUUAAACCAAGUGUCUCCGACGGACCUGAAAGUGUCUUUUAACUUGCUAAGUAUAAACAAGCUAGACGAACUGGAGGAGAAACUCGUCACCACGGCGUACCUGACGCUUUCAUGGAAGGACGAGUUCCUCACCUGGGACACAACCGAAUUUCGUAUAAACAAACUAACGUUGCCACAAAACUGGGUGUGGAAGCCGGACUUUGUCUUGAAGAAUGGUUUUACCGAGUUCAAAGAACUAGGCGGCUCUUUUUAUUACGUAGUACUCGCAUUUGAUGGAACUCUUUCUUGGAAACCUUAUCAAGUGUUUCAGUCACAGUGUUCCAUUGACGUUACGUAUUUUCCAUUCGAUACACAAACAUGCAAUAUUCAGUUCACUAUGUGGUCACACUAUACAUACCAGGUAACACUGAGUUCAUCAAGCGGUAGUGUUGAAAUGGGUAACUACAAAGUCAACAAAGUUUGGAAAAUCACGUCAACGUCACAAAACAUCGACAAUUCUGGAUCCAACAGUAUAGUAACAUAUACCCUAAAUCUAAAGCGAAAACCUGGUUUUUACGUCGGAAAUAUUGUCACACCGAUUCUGUUUCUAGGUGUAUUGAACAUUCUAGUUUUCAUUAUUCCAGCCGAUGCUGGAGAGAAGAUGUCCUACUGUAUCACUGUAGCUUUAGGUUUCAUCGUCUUCUUGACAAUCAUUAGCUCUGAACUACCGGCCAACUCGGACAAUACGCCGUAUCUAGCAAAAUACCUACAGAUUCAAAUCUUUAUGGGAGGAAUAGCACUCGUCAUUUCUGCAAUACAACUGCGGCUGCGCCAUAAAUCUGAGGAGCAAAAAGUUUACACACCAUUCAAACUUCUAGUUAAAGCAGCGUUUUGCGAAACUUUUAAAGCCAAAGUAUCGUGUAAAGACAAAUCUAUCCCAGUGCAUGGACAAAACAAGGAGGAUGAGGACACGGAGAAAUAUGAUGAUUCGAUUACUUGGAACGAUGUUUCAUCUGCCAUUGAUUUUGUUAUGUUUUGGAUUUACGUUUCCGUUUAUUGCAUAAGUACUAUUACCAUAAUGACUAUUCUCCAGAACUGAUAAUAUGCGUAGUUUAUCUUAAAGAUCGGCAAUCGUACAAUGGUUAUUACUUUUAUUUAUACCAAUGAUUCCAUAAUAUUUUACGUCUCUUGUCACUAAAGUAAAGUCAGUCUCAAAUCUGCCAGUUUUCUAAGACUUGAUCCAAUUCUGCGUAAUAAUGAAAAUGUUCUAGAAAUUUAUAUCAAAGCUCAAUUACCCUGUCAAAUAUUUACGUAUACAUUUCAAAGUCACGAAUAACUUUAUUUCAAACUCAAGGUAAAUAAAAACACUUGUUAUUGUACCAUAUUUUUAUUAAUGAAGCUAACGGUAUAUACAAAAUACACAGUAUAUACAGUUUAAUAAACUUCCCGUUAUCACCAUCCUUACCAGGUUACAACGUAAAGCCUGCCUUCAUGGUAAUGAAAAUCCAAGUAAAAAUAACCUAAAUCCUACGCCAACCCACUUAGCACGGACUUAACGCUUAUCAUGCUGCACAAUGGAAAUUUACGGGACAAUAAAUAAAACACUUAGCGAUGCAAUGAACAAGACGGGAAAUGGAGACUGGGGCCCACCCAUCUACCCGGGGAAGUGAGUUGACUCGAACCUUAGAGACGAUUCCACGUCAACUGCCGGACUAAGGCAAAUCCUGACUUUAUAUAAACCGCGCUAUGUGUGUGUGUUUCUCUUAACCAAUCGGAACGACUAUAUGUAUUUAUAACUCAAACCAACAUCCAACCAAAUCAUUAUGAAUAACAUAGACACUUUUCGGAUGAUACUUCAACGUAUACAUCCGAUCGUAUUUAUUGUAACGUUUUGCUUUAGCUAUAGACGAACAUGUGCUUGACAUGUGACCAUG